AGGAGGGAGAGAAAGAGAGAGAGAACUCCGCAAGCAUGCAGAUGGUGGCCUUCAGCAGCUUCCUGCUCCCCCCGCUGCCCAGCCCCGCCCCGGCCGCCGCCUCCGCCUCCGCCUCCGCCUCCACCUCGUACCCAGUGGCCGCGCACCGCAGCCGCCGCCCGCGGAGACCUCGCUGCCGCUGCGGCCGCUCGCCGGAGGUAACCCCCGCCGCCGCCACCAGCAGAGGUUCCGGCGACCGCGGCUCGUGCGAAGAGGAGGACGCCCCCGCCCCGCCUCCCCUCCCCGUCGAAAUCGUCGGCGGCGCCGCCCCAUCCGCGGACAGCCUAACCGGAAAUGCGUCACCAAGAUAUCAGCCAACUUCAACUGAAAGGGACAGCGGGAAUGGAGAUUUGGGGAGAUGGCAAAAGAAUCAAGGCAGAACCGAUGGUUUAUCCGGUAGCAAGUCCAUGUCAGGUUAUUCCAAAGCAUUUGGGGUGGAUUUGUCCCCCGAUAACGUGGCUGUUGCCACUGUUUAUUUUGUGCAAGGAGUUCUGGGUCUUUCCAGACUUGCUGUCAGCUUUUACUUGAAAGAUGAUCUUCAGCUUGAUCCAGCAGAGACUGCAGUUAUAACUGGUUUCUCAGCCUUGCCGUGGUUGGUCAAGCCCCUUUAUGGUUUUAUCAGUGAUUCCGUCCCUCUCUUUGGAUAUCGUAGAAGGUCGUACCUCAUUCUAUCAGGACUCCUUGGAGCAAUUUCUUGGAGUUUGAUGGCAACAAUUGUGGAUGAUAAGUACAGUGCAGCGCUCUCUAUUAUUCUUGGAUCUCUUGCAGUUGCCUUCUCUGAUGUUGUUGUUGAUUCUAUGGUUGUUGAGAGAGCUCGAGGUGAGUCACAGAGCACAUCUGGAUCUCUCCAGUCACUAUGUUGGGGAUCCUCAGCCUUUGGGGCAAUUGUGAGCGCAUACUUCAGUGGUUCUCUAGUGGAUACUUAUGGUGUAAGAUUUGUCUUUGGUGUUACGGCAUUUUUACCCCUGAUGACAUCUGCAGUUGCAGUUCUUGUAAAUGAACAGCGUUCGCAUUCUGAGGAACAUUCCAUCUCACUUUCAAGUUCAGGAUUGAUUGAAAGCUCUAAGCAGCAGAUCAGGCAGAUUUGGACUGCUGUAAAGCAACCGAACAUUUUCUUGCCUACUUUGUUCAUAUUCCUUUGGCAAGCAACACCACAGUCGGAUUCUGCCAUGUUUUAUUUCGUCACAAACAAGAUUGGAUUCACUCCAGAGUUUCUAGGGCGUGUCACACUCGUUACAUCUGUUGCAUCCUUGCUGGGCGUCGGAAUAUAUAAUUCGUUCCUGAAGGCAGUUCCACUGAGAAAAAUCUUUCUUGUGACAACAAUUUUAGGUUCUGCCCUUGGAAUGACACAGGUUCUGCUUGUCACUGGGCUCAGUAGGAAGCUGGGGAUAAGUGAUGAAUGGUUCUCCAUCGGGGAUUCCUUGAUCCUCACAGUCCUUGGUCAGGCUUCGUUCAUGCCCGUGUUGGUGUUGGCUGCGAGAUUGUGUCCUUUGGGAGUCGAAGCGACACUGUUCGCCACACUGAUGUCCAUUUCCAACGCGGGAAGUGUCGCCGGCGGUCUGGUGGGCGCGGGCCUAACUCAGUUUCUGGGUGUUACCAAGGACAACUUUGAAAAUCUGGCUCUGCUGAUCGUCAUCUGCAACCUCAGCUCUCUGCUGCCUCUGCCUCUCCUGGGCCUCCUUCCAGAUGGAUCACCGGAUGCCGAUAAUGGGCAAAGUAAAGUUGAUUGAAAUACUUGACCUUCUCUUACAGAUUAGACUCGGAGACGGUCAGAUCCUGGCGUGAACUCGAUCACCAGCAGGAGAUGAGAUGAAAACUACGGCUAACAUUGGGCAGUUGUUGGCUUGGUGCACGGUUGAGCAUUGAGAAGAGCGCCCCCAG
Triticum dicoccoides is the source of this 1920-nucleotide messenger RNA. RefSeq names its product folate-biopterin transporter 1, chloroplastic-like. NCBI's taxonomy places the organism in Eukaryota, Viridiplantae, Streptophyta, Magnoliopsida, Poales, Poaceae. The transcript is spliced from 9 exons. Gene Ontology annotation, cellular component: membrane. The record is from RefSeq and is a predicted model, not a curated record. Bases 36 to 1769 code for a protein of 577 amino acids.